GGUCAGAUUGAGAAAGCUCGCUACUGGACGUGUUUCGGCUCGGUGAGAAAAUGUAAGCCAAGACGCAAAGGUAAACCGCUCAAAUUGUGCUCAAAUUGCGGCGAUAAUUGGGCGAAAUCAGUAGAAGACUGCUUUCGUAAGGAAUAUGAGCUUAAGGGUCAGAGCAGGAAAGAAUUGGGUCAGAUUGAGAAAGCUCGCUACUGGACGUGUUUCGGCUCGGUGAGAAAAUGUAAGCCAAGACGCAAAGGUAAACCGCUCAAAUUGUGCUCAAAUUGCGGCGAUAAUUGGGCGAAAUCAGUAGAAGACUGCUUUCGUAAGGAAUAUGAGCUUAAGGGUCAGAGCAGGAAAGAAUUGGUCGUGAACUAUACGAAAUACGUGCUGACUGUGCAAUGCUGCUUUAUUGCCGAUUAG
Molecule: messenger RNA, 411 nt
Organism: Gongylonema pulchrum
Lineage: Eukaryota; Metazoa; Nematoda; Chromadorea; Rhabditida; Gongylonematidae
Source: the annotation of a GenBank genome assembly